AUGGUUUAUGGAAGCUCCUUUGAUGAUGGCACGGGAUCUGGAAAGUAUUCCUUCAGCUACGCCUUAGUUCGCCCGGAUGGCACCUGGUCAUUUGUAAAAAAACUGUCUGACAUUGUAGACGUGGAAAGACUACAAGAAAGAAAAAGCAACGUGGUGAAGAUGGAGAUCACAGCCGCUUUACAACACAUAAAAUCUGUCAUCAAGCCUGAUCAGGCACUAAUCCAUUUUCCUUGCCUGAAAGGAAUAACAACUUACAGGUCAGACUGGUAACUUUUAUGCUAUUCAUAAUAAUGACCAUAAAAUUUUUUAUUACUGUGGCAAAACUUUAUUACCGAGAAAUAAACUUGGCGGAGAGCGAUUGGAUAAGCAGCGGAUAAGUUAUCAAUAGUAGCUAUUGAUCUCACCGCUGCGAAUCGUAGUUUACGCUUAAGUUGUAAUUGAAGAAGUGAGGAAGGAUGAAUACCAUAAAUUCUUGCAACGCCACAAAAUAAAAGAAAUAAGUCUCUCAUCUGCUUUUUAUCUUUUUAUAAGUUCAUCACGUAUUUUAAAAUUUGGUUUACUAGUUAGUGUUACUUGUGUUUUCCGUCGGCUACAGCUUCAUUACCCAAAGGUCUAGAAUUAAGCUGUUCAAAGGAGUAUAAAUGGCUAAAGCAAAAAACCACUGGAGCUAUGAAAAUGAGGAUAUUCCAAAUUGUGAAAUUAUAGCGAUAAGCUUCCCCCCCUCCACCCCACGAAAAUCUCACACUGCAAAAUCACAGAUUCUCUGGAGGAGGCCUAAAUUUCAGUAAAAAGGUAAUAGUCCCUAUGUCGCACUUCUUUAAGUAACCCAGAUUAUGUAUGGUGUAAAGUUGACAAAUCCUUUUUCAAAAAGAUAAAGAUGUUGUAUUAUGGUUCUUGUUGCAUUUCACCAAAAGAAUUCCCUUAUUACUGGUGUAGAAAAUGAUUUUGUCAUUCUCGUCCCUUGUAAUUUUUGUACCAGGAAGUAGCCUUCCUUUGACAAAAAUCGUCCUGCCACAAAAGAAUCUUGACCAACAUUUAAAUGACCAUGCAUUUUUUUUUUUUGUAUUUUAUUUAUUUAUUUUCUUUUUACAGGUAUAGUACAAACCACAUACAGAUCAAAACAUACAAACAUUACAAAAUUUAUAACAACUACCUUAAUUACAAACAACAAAAAAAAGAAAAUAGAAUAAAUAAAUAAAAAGCUACACUGCACUACACUACAAGGCUUACAUAACUUAUUCGACUUGAACUUAAAAUACAGAGUAAUACAGGGAGUAUUAGAAAAACGAAGUUUGGAUAAACAGCUACUGUUGUAUUAAUGGGAGUAACGGCUUCCAUUUUUUAUCAUGGAAAUGGAUUUUGUUGUUUCUUUUCGCGAUAAAACGUUCGGUUUGAAACGUUUUUUUAAAAUUAUCGACUAACAGUCCUACACAUAAACAGCCCUUAUUUAACUUACAGCGGUAAAUAAAAUAUUUGCUUUCAAGAAUGAUGUAAUUGACUAGAAUGCUUAUAUUAUCUGUAUCUAAGAUCCCAAAAAGGACAUUCAUGAUAUCAAACCUAAUAGUUAUAUUAAAAGAAUCAAGUACAGACUUUAAAUCAUUCCAAAACGUGCUUACUUUUGUACAAUGGAAAAAGAGAUGUUCUAUGGUCUCCAACUCCUUUUCACAAAAAUCAAACAAGGGAGAAUCUACUUUUUUGAACUUAAACAGCAUCUUGUUCGUGUAUAAGAUCCUGUUUAAUAUUUUAUAUUGGAAUUCUCUUAAUUUAGUAUCCAAUGUUGUUCUGAAGGGCAGUAGAUAUAUCUUUUCCCAGUCCAACUGAAAUGUGUGUGUGCUGAAAGCUUCGUUAUAUUUCUUUUGCGCUGUUGGUAUACUGGAUAUCUUAGAAACAAAACUGUCAUAUAAUGACUUUGAUUUAAGAUUUUGGAAAUUGACUUUUUUCCCUUCAAUACGUAACUUGAAAUCAGUUUGGAUUAGAUCAUGAGUUUUUGAAGAGAUAGAGUUUUUAUUUGUUUUUAAUAUUUUGCGCCAUUCUUCAGGAAAAGCAUUGAAGAGACUGAAAAGUAGAAAAUGUUCAACUGGUGAGAGAGUUGAAUAUAAUGGUUCCUUGUUCGACUUGAAACCUCCCCACGUGUCGUAGAGGUCUCCAAUUUUUACAAUUCAAGAUCAAUCAGCCUACUGUUAUAGACUGACUUUGAUUCAAUGCAAAUGAACUGGUUGUUCCAUAUGACCUGAUUUGCUAUUUCAGAGGAUGAGGAGGGGUUGUCUUCAUUUAAAAGGGUCCACGCCACAAUGCAUUCGUUGUAAAAUUCUGGACGAGUUACCGGUAGUUUAGUGUAGUUAAAAUUGCAAUGAAACAAGAAUUUUCCCCCUACUUUCUUAAGAUAAAAAUCCAGAAAAAACUUCCAGCCAGCGGGAUCAAUGGAGAGAUAUCUCUUAAUACAAAUUAUUCUUUGGGCAGAGAUCAUUGACUCAAUGUUGGGCAUUUUCAAGCCUCCUUUAUCAAUAGGGUUAAUAAAAGCUCUGCGCUUUACUUUAUCUUUUCCCUUCCAAACAAAGGAAUAUAGCAAAGUAUUUAUUUUUUUGAUAAACUCUUCUUUAUUUGAAAUGAGAACAACCCUGUAUAAAAUCUUUGGUAUGGCGAAAGACUUGAUCACUUGAAUUUUUCCAAGUAGUGUAAGACCUCUCCAGCUCCAGCCCUUCAGCAAUCCCCUCAGAGAUUUCUCGAUUGAUUCAAAGUUAAGCUUAUAAAACAGUGCGUGAUUAAAGGUGAAAUGAACCCCUAGGAUCUUUAUGGCCUUACUUAUUUCGUUAACACCUAGUUCUGAACUGUUUACUUCCAUAUUUCCUAGUAUGAGAAGAAUUUCCGUUUUGUCGUGAUUGACCUUCAAUCCGGAGUAUGUACUAAACAGAUCGAUAGUAUCAAAAUGACCAUGCAUGGCAAAAUCCUGUUAUAAAUAUGUAAAUCUUUCGAUAUGAGAAUCUUAAAUGGCAGAUGCAAAGGCGACUCUUCUGGCAAAAUUACCUUUCAUGGCCAUCAGGAAUUGGUAGAAUACAUAUGAGCUAGGUAGCAGUAUAUCAACCACAAACAGCCAGCAAUUCUUGGAUUCUCUCUCACAAAGGACAAGAGCUCGAAAUGUCAGCUUUCCCCGACCUCGUGGAGGGUUAUCAACUUAGUUUAGACUACGAGCAGUCUGUCUUUUUUCUUAGUUCCCAGAGCAAAACGAGCGAAAAUGGCCACAAGCAUGACUGAAGGCGCGAGGCGAGUGAGGCUGCCCCCGUUUUCCACAUUUCGACGCUUGCGCGCAUGUGCACUCCCCUCACUCUCCUCAAGUCUGAAGAAAAAGAGAGACUGCUCGUGGUCUAACUCCGUUUAUCAGUAAAACCAAAUUUUUUAUGUUUUCACGCUCCCCACCGACUCAAAACCACAAUAUCUACAGAAACUAACUCCUUCAUUCAUCUGCUCGAUCUAGUCUUGUGAGUUGUUGCUGACACUGUGUUAUUUUUGUUGAAGGGCUCUUUUCGAAGCCCUAGAUAUUCCUCUUAUAGGCGGAUCAGUAGAGUCGCGUUACCUUAGCAUGGAUAAACUUGAGACACGGGGUGUUUUGCUGGCCAACAACAAUGUUUCUUGUGUCCAGGGAUUGAUUCUGAACAGAGGUAAUAUUUGCUGUGCUGGGGAAAUAUGACAGGGUUUACUAAGCUGCUAAGCUUAGUCUCAAAACUUCAUGUUCACAUGGGUAUGCUGUGAGCAAGCUCUCUUGAGUUGGGUCGACAGGGAUAUCACUUUCAAAGUCGGGCGCCUUUUAUACCUAAAGAUACCUUUCCAGCAAUUACAACUGCACCGUAAGACAACUGUGUCUACGACGAGUCCACAAAAUAUUUUGAAAGUAUCUUGAAAAUGAAAGCUUCAUGUCCUUAUUCGUAGUGUCCUUAUUAUCUUUUUGUCGUGAUCGUCGUUUAAAGUGACAAAAAGUUUUUCUGUCACGCCUGUCAACCUUCUUCUUUCCUCUCCCGUCCUGUUGCGAAGUUCACAUUAUCUUGCAGCUGGUUCAUCAUACAAAUGCAGCUGGUUCAUCAUAUAAAGGCAUAAAAGCGAAUGCGACAAUGCCGUAAUGUAGCCUGCGAAAACAGCCGUUUCUCCUCGCUCUUCGCCGCUGAGGACGUUUCGCGGGGAAUUUCGCGAGCUAGCCGUAAUGUCGUAUGGGAUGUCACCAAUCACAAAGUAAAAAAUGAUUACCCCUAGUAUACCUCUACUCUGUAGUAUGGAUUCUGGUUGGCCUUAAUUUUUUGCCUUUUACCAUGCGCAGUCAAGCGGCGUUGAACGAACUACUGCUGGAUUGUAGUGAGAUUCGUUCUACAUAAUGUUUGGAUCAGCAACGUCUCUCUCCUCUCUAAGGAUUUAAGGUUGAAAGACUUAUCCUUCUGCGGAACCCCUGAUCGUUUGUUCUCUCAUUAGCUACUUAUAGUGUGCAAGGUGAUCCGAGUGGUUCUGUGGAGUUUGAAGUUUGCUCUCACCUUUAAUCUCAUAAAACUGUAGGAGCUUCCUUGUUCCGUUAGACUGCAAAACAAUCCGUAUUUUUGCGUAUUCAAAGCGCGAGCAGUCUAACAAAAGGUCUGGAACGAGGCUGAAAAUGGAGAGUGAGACUGGGGAGAGACGCUUAAGAUACUCUCGUUAGCGUCUCUCCCCAGUCUCGCCACAAACGCCCUACGGGCGUGUGAGGCAGGCGCGCUUCGCGGGGUAAGACUCUUACUCCACGCUUUACUGGUUUCUUUACCGAUUUUGAGAAAACAAAACGACUGUUUUGCAGUGUAUUGUUCCAUUUACAAGGGGGGCAGACAAAAAAUUUGGCUAAAAGUAAUGAGAGUGUUCGGUCAUCUUUUUUGCUCCUCAUAGGAGACCCCAUACCAACUGAGAAUAUCAAAUACCCGUGUGUUGUCAAGGCAAGCAAAGGAGAAGAUUCCAAAUCAGUGCGACUGGUAAAGGACAAACAGUCUUUAGAUGCAGCUAUUAAGCAUGCGCUGACUUAUUCGAAUCAAGUAAUCAUUGAAAGGUACAGGUUGUCUAGGUUAUAUAGUUCAAAAACGUAAAACGUUGAAGAAGACUUUGCUGAAGUCAUUCACUGGCUCAUCCUUAUUACUGCCUAAGUUUCGAUUUUUAAUAUUAAAAUUUUUCGUUCGCGCAAAGAACAUUGGAUUCAGUAUCAGAGAGAAUGCCCGAUAUGAUAAAUAUUUGCGGAAAAAAAAGUCGAACACAGUCAACAUUAAAGAAAGGGGUCCCUUUCACAGAAAGGUUGAUGUGCGCAAAGCAUGGUACGAUAUCACCCGUUUCACUGGUUAACCUGGUGAGGUAUCACCGCCAGACACUCAUCCCUUAAUUGAAGGUUUUUGAAGGGAUUGGCCAAAGCUUAGCACGUAACAGGCAAGAAAAGAGGGCACAAAUAAAAAAGGCAACGUGGAUACCGAGGUUUGCCUUGUUAUGAGCUAUUAAAAGCAUGUUUGUGCGGUUUUAUUUGUACAGAUUCAUAGAAGGACGGGAGAUUCGGUGUGCUGUAGUCAAAUCAGAAAAAACUGGAGAUAUACAGGCCUUGUCGUGUAUGGAAUACAACGUACGUCAAGAUGACAUUCGUAAAACCGAGGAUAAGUUAUUCUGCAAUGAAAAAGGAUUACCUAUUAGUGAGUAUCCCUUUUUUUUUCAUUCCUUAACAAAGUCAAAAUCAUAAAUCUUCCUCGAUCACAUUCAUAUAACACUUGUCAAGUUUAUUACUGAGUAACCAAAUAUAUGAAUAGUCAAUGACUAGUAUCUGAGUCACACGUAGACCAGUCCUCUGUAAACCCCAAAAUGGGGUUUACAACUGACCAUAGGAAUUAUUGCACAGUAGACAGGGGUGUAGCCGCUUUCGACAACUAGUAGGGCUCGCUGACAUUUCCACACAUCCUGAAAAUUGCUCGCAUGACCAGUACGCACUGACUUCACCAACACUUUGAGCUCUUUAAGCUUUUUACCUCAGCCCAGCAACGCAUACUUUGUUGCAAGCGGUAGAGUGAUCAAACCAAAAUUUGUAGGCCCGGGCCUACAUGUACAGGUCUAUGUGUUGGCUACGCCCCUAGUAGAAUUAGGCAAGAAAAGCAGUAAAAAAAGUUUAUGUUCACCGUCAGGCUGUCGCGGGUAGUAAACUUAUUAAGAUGAUUUUCUGUAUUUUCCUAUUUGUCUCUCUAUAGGCAAGCCACCAAAUGCUAAGACUUGGUUUCUUGACCCUGCAGAGGAAGCUGACCUAAUAAACCGCAUCCAGCAGCAAAGUCGUCGAGUUUUUCAAGAGUUAGACCUGCAGGACUUUGGCCUUUUCGACUUCCGGGUAGACCUCGAAGGAAAUCCAUUUUUUCUGGAAUGCAACCUGUUCUGUUCGUUUGGUUCUCAGAGCGUGCUUAAUGUAAUCGCUAAGAAUUCUGGUUUUACCGAUGAAAGUUUGUUUGAUUUAAUGGUUCAGAACGCUUUGUUACGGAAAGAGAAGAUUUACUGAGGAGUAUAUGAAUUUAUGGUAUCUACAAAAUACCAUUAACAUUUUUCGCGCAGUUUCUACAUUACUUUGGCUUCGUGCGGUCAAAUGGUAAAUAGUUGUCAGAAUACCGUAAAAUGCCACAUAAAAUCUCCCCCUCCAGUUAUAAGCCCAUCUACUAAAUUUAGAUACAUGCGGGUUUUAAGCUCCCCUCUCCCCUCCGGAUAAAAGCCCCCCUCUAGCGAUUUUAUUGAAAUGAAUUCGCUUUUUAGCGACGUUUUGAUGCUUCAAAUGCUAUUAAAUUCAAACGCUUUAUUGAAACGCUGUUUUAAAUCCAGUUAUAAGCACCCCCUCCCCACACUUUUAAUUGUUAUAAGCCCUCCUUCAUAUUUUGCGCAGUCGUAUAACGGAAGUUUGCGGUAUUCUCGGCUAGGCAUUCGUUUUGAUAAAACAAAUAACGGAAUAAUUUCGGUGAGCUACUUGGCUCUUUUAAUUAGUACGUAGGUAAAAGAAAUUUUCGUUAACAAGUAACGCAUGAAAAAAGUGUCGUGUUUUAUAUGGAGUCGCCGGUUCCAGGAUUUCGGAUUCCUACAGCUGUACUCCGGAUUCCAAAGCGCAGGAUUCCGGAUUCCUACAGCUGUACUCCGGAUUCCAAAGCCCAGGAUUCCGGAUUCCACGAGAAAAAAAUUUCCAAGAUUCCAAAAUCCCUAUUCCUUUUUAUGGGCCGUUACAAGAUUUGAGUGCGGGAUUUCUGGGAUCAUGCGCUGAAAGCUUGCAUAUGUUGUGAUUCAAUUUUAUCCUUAGUUUAGAUUUUAUUUUCCUUUGUUUCAAACUUACUACCUCAGAACAAAGAAAAAGGAUAAAAUUGAACCACAACUUCCCCGUAUAGUUUCUGGAAUGGAGAAUAUCUUCAAUUACUCAACUAUUUUAUAAUUAUCGGAAAGCUUUCUUUGUGGGCCUGUAGGAAAUAAAAUCCUUCCAAACCCAAGUUAUGGAUUUAGGGCUGAAAUCAUCGCUGUAAACAUGAAUCAGAAAGCUGAAUGACCAGUAAGAAAGAUUUCUUUAAAAGUUAAUGAAUACUGACUCCUUAUUUAAGUUUACUUAAUAUCAAUUACCUUGUUGUUCUGGCCCCAGUUGUUCAAAAGGUGGAUAGCGCAAUUAGUUUUCGUAAUACUGGAUAGUGGAUAGCGCCUUCCAACGCUUGAACAAGCGGGGCCUGUUUUACUGUACUGAUUCAGCAUACAGUAUUGAUGCAAUUAGCUUUAUUUUGUCAGUAAAUCUUUACGCCUGUUUUUCACUAGCGCAUGGACAUACGCACGCGCAGAAUGGCAUUAUUGACUCUAUUCGCGAUACAAGCUCUCCUCAACCCGAUGAUAAACAAGUGGACGUUUCGUCCGCCAUAUUGCUUUUGAUAUGUUCCCAUGAGGUCGGGGGUCAAAGUGACCUAUGAUUGGUCCACGUCCUUGUUCUUAUGCUUGUGCUUAUGUUGAUCCCGUUUUCACUAGUCAAAGCUACGACAUAAGCAUAAGCACAAGCACAAGAAGAACGAAUUUGUCCGUUUUUCUUGUGCUUAUGCUCAUGCUUAUGUCGACCCAGUUUUCACUUACUUACAUACGUGCUUCUGCUUAUGCGCUAGUGAAAACCAGGCUUUAUAGAGCGUUUUCACUCACGUUGCCAGCAUGUAUGAGACUUUAUUGGAACAAAAGAGAGAAAAGAGUUCAACUCCCACAGGACUGGUUUGGGACACCAACAUGGCCGCCGUUUCAUUGUUUUGGAACACCAACAUGGCCUCCGUGAUGUCAUGUGAAAACACUUUAUUGAAAUGUUUUUUGUGGUAUUGUAAUUGUGCCUUAAUCUGAUCAAUAGAAUAAAAUGAAAUGAUAAUACACUUUUAAAAAAUAAGCAACGCUUAAUAUUACAUAUGAGAAUGAGAAAGAAGAUUGCGAAUAUUUUGAGGGUCC
Messenger RNA from Porites lobata, 8454 nucleotides. The record is from the annotation of a GenBank genome assembly. NCBI's taxonomy places the organism in Eukaryota, Metazoa, Cnidaria, Anthozoa, Scleractinia, Poritidae.